This is a messenger RNA of Lycium barbarum (goji berry), 546 nucleotides long. Its product is annotated as tetraketide alpha-pyrone reductase 1-like. Gene Ontology annotation, molecular function: oxidoreductase activity, acting on the CH-OH group of donors, NAD or NADP as acceptor. The record is from RefSeq and is a predicted model, not a curated record. NCBI's taxonomy places the organism in Eukaryota, Viridiplantae, Streptophyta, Magnoliopsida, Solanales, Solanaceae. Bases 1 to 546 code for a protein of 181 amino acids. The transcript is spliced from 2 exons.
AUGGAAAGUAUAAACAAUGAUCUCACCAUUUUACUCUUUUCAUGCAAGAUUUGGCAUGUACUAUCAAAGACCCUAGCUGAGAAGGCUGCUUGGGAAUUCUGUAAACAAAACAACGUUGAUCUCGUUACACUACUCCCCUCUUUCAUCACUGGGGCAAGUUUGCUUCCAGAUUUGUGUUCAACAGCAAAUGAUGUUCUUGGUUUGCUUAAAGGACAGACAGAUAAGUUUGAAUUCCAUGGAAGAAUGGGUUAUGUUCAUAUAGAUGAUGUAGCACUCUCUCAUAUACUUGUCUAUGAGCAUCCACGUGCUCAUGGGAGGUUCUUUUGCAGCUCAAAGGUUCUUGAAAACAAUCAACUUGUCUCAGUUCUAUCAGAGCACUACCCGUCUUUACCUAUUCCUAAAAGGUUUAAGGAACUGGAUCGAACUCCCUAUGAAUUCAACACUUCGAAGCUGGAGGGCUUAGGAAUGAAAUUCAAGUCCACUGAAGAGAUGUUUGAUGAUUGCAUCGCAUUCCUCAAAGAGAGAGGCCUUAUUUCUUCAAUUUAA